This is a messenger RNA of Pleurotus ostreatus (oyster mushroom), 2340 nucleotides long. RefSeq lists its product as uncharacterized. The record is from RefSeq and is a predicted model, not a curated record. The transcript has 4 exons. The coding region runs from base 1 to 2340 and encodes 779 amino acids. NCBI's taxonomy places the organism in Eukaryota, Fungi, Basidiomycota, Agaricomycetes, Agaricales, Pleurotaceae.
AUGCUGAAUGGCGCGCAACAACGAGCGACGGGCAGUGGCGGUAUUACUGGUAGCUCGCGGAGGGACGCGAACGUGGAGGGGGAGGAGGCGGUGAUGUUGGCGUUCUGUUUGAAACUGUUUCUAGUCAUCACUUCUGCGCGGACGACUAUCAUCGAACCGUGCAUUCCUGAUCACGUCGAAAACUCAUUCGAGACGGAAAGCGCGAUCCCAGCGCGCCUUGACAGGCAGAGGUCGGAAUCCUCGGGUCUACUCCCUCUGUCCACUACGAUGUCGGAGAAGAUUCUCAACCCCGAACGCCUCAUACCCACUAGCACACACGAGCUUUGCAUCGAGACGUUCCUCGUCUUCCCCCCCGAGUUAACGCGCUCCGAAUCUAUCUGCAAAAUACUGGAGGACCCAUUACUCUCAACGAUCUUUAUGCAAACCCGUCUCGACUAUACGAAGAGAUGUAUUCUCGUCGAGGAGCACAUACUCACAUUUGAACCCACUAAAACCGCCACCCCCGCCCACGACCAAACCGCGCGCUCCGGACCCUCGCUGUUCGGCCCGCCCAUCAAAGCAUCUCAUAAGGAGCAAGGAGCGGCGUUCUUUCGCGGAAUAUGCUACUAUCUCGACUCCUUACCCGCUGCCCGUCUCUGCCAACGUUUGAAGCAAUAUUGCGGUAAUCUGAAUGUCAAUAUCCUUGUUAGCGUAAGGGAUGGGACUCGCGAGGACGUGUUGGGGUUUGAUGACGACGUACUAGACCCGAGACAUCCACGCGAGUCCUACCUCGGCUAUUCUCCGCCCAUGACUUUCUGGCAGCCUCGGGGGACCUAUGCCCUCUCCAGCCGGUAUCUCCAAGACCCGAUGAAGCUAUACAAGCAGAUACACCGUCUUCUCUUCUCCAUGGUCCACGAGCUCAAUCCCAAGCCCCCGGCUCAUCUCUCCAUCGGCUUCUGGAUGUGGCCCCUCCCUCGACCUCGACCACGCUGCAUCACUAACGCCUCCAACGAGAGCGAUUCUGAAUCAUCGCCAACUCCCGGAGGCGACAGGGGACGGCGACCGUCGCGUCGUAGAUUACCCUUCCUCCGGCGCUCGAGGUCGUUGCGGAGCCUGAGGGAGUUUAAGUCCACUCCGUCGCCUCCUCCUUCCGCUCCUUCAACUGAUAAUGAGGAGAGAUCGUCCACGACUCGGAAGGAGAAGGACGGGGCAAUCGGACGAUAUGGACUUGAAGUGCUUAGGGGGUCAAAUAAGGGGACGCGGUACCUUCGGCAGGCCUUAGAAGUCAGGUCUCUGUGGGCAGGCGCUUCUACGGCCGACUCUACUACCGUGCUACAACAUGAUGAGCCGAAUGAGCUGAGCGGACGAGGGGGAACCGAUGAAUCUGACGGAGGUGAAUCGGAUGGCACCGACGAACCUCUAUUGGCUUCUCCCACGGAGCAAGACAAGUCUCUCCGAAGGAGCAUGAUAUUCGACAUCCGCCGCUCUUCAUUGGACUCGGCGGUAUCGAUGAUACUUCAAUUCCACCAGGAAUUCUCAAAACGACGUUCAGAUAACUCCUUCACAUCAACAGCGAUGGCAUCGUCUGUCUACACUCGCCCCUCUUACGAAUAUAAUCAUACUCGCUCGCCCAGCAUCGCUGAGGUUCUUAACGAAGAUAUCUACGACUCUGAAGACCCCCGCCAACCCGAUAUCAAGCACGGCUAUACCCCAUUUACUCUCGGAUACCCUGAUCCCUCGUCGACGUCCGGAGCGGAAGAGACUGCAAGCAGGCCUCCGUCUCCCUACCGACCCUCGUCCUCUUCUUCUACGACUACGGCGACUUAUGUUACAGCUAAGUCUCGCAUCUCUGGUUCUAUAACUGUACCAGACCAUACAUCCAUUAAUUCCUCCCUGCCAUUCUCCGCACUCUCGGGGAAGGAUACCAUGAUUUCCAGGGACGUCCACAAUGAUACCACAGUACCGAUACCUCCCAUGACCCCCACGCCCGCUGAUAUCACUCCUACCGAUAUCACCCCUACCAGUACCUCGCACCACGCAGGUAUCCUCACUGAUCAAAAUCGCCAAAAUUACCUGUACCACCCCGAUAGUAAUCACCUUAAUCCUGCCAUCUACAAUAUCAACUUUAUAUUCCAAGGGGACACGUUCAGCGCUCCAAUAUACGGCGGGGUCGUUGGCGGUCGCAGCAAUAAUAAUCUUCACAGCGCAGCCCUCCAAGCAUCGACUCUGGAGACCCGGAUGGGUUCCAGAUCCGAGGCAGUACGUGGCCAGAUUGAGGCAAUUCUUGCCCAAAUUCGCAACCACGAGCCUACCGUCCACAGGCAGCACCCUACAGCAUCUCAACCUCAGUCUCAGGCCUGA